UGAACAUCGCUACUACACACAAAAAUAAAGACUAUUUCCUUCGUUGGCUUUGCAGCAGAAAGCAGGGCUUUGCUGAUACAUUCUGGGUGGUUUUUUUUUUUUUGUUUUUUUGGUUUUUUUUUGGUAAAGCACUUAAAAUCCUGAGAGUUAAAUAAAAGGAAACGUCUGCUCCCAUGGGAACUGCUGUGACCCUGUGUGAGUGGCACAGCUGAGCAGCGUCCUCCUGGCCACGUGCUGUGGGGCUGAUUGAUUCCUCUGGCAGCACCCGGAGCACAGCUUGGCCACGCGUGCCAGCCUGACGCACGCUUCCUCCGCGUGCAUCCUUCCUGCCUGCAGCAUGGGGAAAAAGCGUGGAUCCGAGCUUCUGGUGUUGUGAAACUCGCAUCUCGGCAGGCAGCGGAGAGCUCUGCUCAAAGCUGAGCACCCUGCGGUGGGUGCAGGAUGGGUGGCAGUGCUGGGAGCUCUCUUAGUUCUGCUGAAGCUUUGUGUGAGGAGACAUCACAGCCCCGCUUUGAAGCACAGCUCCUUCUCCCAGGUCGCCAUAUGAACACCCUGAGCCUCCUCAAAGUGCUGGAGAUGAACCCAUAGCAGUGGGCAGCAGACCAUUUCUACUCCUUACCAAGACCAUUUUGAAUCCUAAUCCUGGCUUCCGAAGUACUUGCAGCCCGUCCCAGCCUGGUAUCAGCCGCACUUUUAACUAAAUUAAAUCUUGGGCAGACGAGAGAGAGACACCAUCAAAAUUACAGGCUGUCAAGUCCACUAAAUGUUGGAAAUGCUUUUCCAAGGCUUUUGAACUCAGAAGUGGAACAGAAGGAAGACACAGGGGGACGUACACCGUUCAGCGUUAUUUUCCUUGCACAGGAAAAAAAGAUCAUUAUGAGAUGAGCACUAAAGUCUCAAGUUUUCAAAGGUUUGCAUAACAAACAAGAGACACAUUGUGGGUUGCAUCUUGACUUUGAAGGCUUGCCACUGUCAACUGAAAUAAAAUGGCAAGGUUUAAAGCCUUAACCAAGUUCACAAGGAAAAUAUUUGGACUAAAAGUUUUGGAAAGUUUUCUCUCUUUGAAGUAGUUUGUCAUGUGUUACCAAUGUGAACUUUAUUGACCUUGAAACAUUUUUUUUUUUUGAGUCAAAUAGCAACUAGUGACACUUUAGUAAAAUCUUAAAUCAACAACCAUCUCCUGGCGACUCCAGCUUCGUAGCAAAUGCAGGCAAAACAGGGAAUCUGCAGAAGAGACCUUUAUUAUUCGUAAAUGAAGCCUGCCAAAACCUUCCCGAAAUAGCAUUCAAAGACCCUUUUAAGGUCAUGGAUCCUGAACAAAGCCAGAAGAGCACAAAAAAGGCUGAGGAAAGUCCAAGAAAGAGGCUUCCCAAAGGAGAGGCUUUCCAAGCCAGUAUUUCAUCUGCAGCUACGUAUCAGGGCAGCUCCUCUUCUUCGCGAGGAACCCCUCUCCGAGAUCUCAUAUCGCAGCAGCACUUUUCUGGCUCUUUGCCGAUUCCAAGAGAGGAAUCUCAGGAGAAGACUGGACAUCAGAAGCAACCGAAGCCUUCCUCUUUCGAACACCCUCCCCACGUCUCGCAGCUUCAGCAGCACGCACUGUCACCAGCAUUCAUGUCUCCUGGGAAACCCGAGCAUGUCCUUGAAGGGCCCACAUGGCAGCUAGUUGAUCCCGUAAGACCAGGUCCCUCUGGCUCCUUUCCAUCGCCCGGGCUUCACGCACACCACGGCCAGCUCUUGCCUUCCCAUUCACCAAUCGUUCCUGGAGAGGACAUGCCAUCCGUUCAAAAGGUCUACAUCCCUCGCCCUUCACAGGUUCCCUUAAAACAAGCUGAGGAAGUGCACAAGAAGGAAAAGAAACCUCAGAAGCCAGGCAAAUACAUUUGUCAGUACUGCAGCAGGCCUUGUGCGAAGCCAAGUGUGCUCCAAAAACAUAUCAGGUCACACACAGGUGAGAGGCCGUACCCUUGCAUUCCAUGUGGCUUUUCUUUUAAGACUAAGAGCAAUUUGUAUAAACAUAGGAAAUCUCAUGCUCAUCGAAUAAAAGCUGGGCUGGCCUCAGGGAUAGGAGCAGAGAUGUAUCCGUCGAGCUUGGAAAUGGAGAGGAUUGGUGGGGAGGACUUUGAGGAGCCAACAGAAGGGGAAAGCACAGAUUCGGAGGAGGAGACGGGAGCGAUGUCGGGUCACCCUGCAGAGCUCUCCCCCAGGCAGAAGCACACCCUGCUGUCCAGCAGCCUGCUGAGCGCCGGGAGCCAAGGCUCCAGCCACGACCGCUGCUCCCUGUCCCAUUCCAGUAUGUCUCAGUCGCUCGAGGACAGCAGCCAGUUUGCAGAGCCGCCAUCUGACCAAGCUCUGAGCCAUAAAUCGGAAGAUACCCACACGAUAAAGCAGAAGCUUGCACUCCGCUUGAGCGAACGGAAGAAGGUCAUAGAUGAACAAGCUUUCCUGAGCCCGGGGAGUAAAGGAAGUACUGAGUCAGGCUACUUCUCCAGGUCAGAAAGUGCAGAGCAGCAGAUCAGCCCCCCAAAUACUAAUGCAAAAUCGUAUGCAGAAAUUAUUUUUGGGAAAUGUGGUAGAAUUGGGCAAAGGACUGCAAUGUUGUCUACAAACACAACACAGGGGUUUCCGCAUCUCUCGACCGAAGAGAAACCCAGUAUGGUACCAUUAUCUGUGCCUAGAACACAGGUUAUUGAACACAUCACUAAGCUAAUUACAAUUAAUGAAGCUGUUGUAGAUACCAGUGAAAUAGAUAGUGUUAAGCCUAGAAGAAGCUCUUUAUCUAGACGUAGCAGCAUUGAAUCUCCAAAGUCUGCUGCUUAUAGGGAACCAUUUCAGUUUGAUAUCAAGUCCGGUUCCGGUAGCCAGUUGGAUGCCUCAAAAGCGUUGACAUCCCAUGGUGAAAAAAUGAAGCCCGAACAAUCAUUGUUGUCACUUCAGCAAUCCCACAGUGCCACAGAGACAGUGCCUCUCCUAAGAAGCCACUCAAUGCCUUCUGCUGCAUGCACUAUAAGCUCCCCACACACCUUCAGAGGUAGCUAUUCAUUUGAUGAUCACAUCAUGGAGCCCGAAGUCUUAAGCCGCAGUCAAGCAUUUUCUUCCCAUCCUCGAAUGCUAAAACGACAACCAGCUAUAGAGCUACCUUUGGGAGUAGAAUAUGUCACAGAGGAGGUUAGCUCUGCGAGCAAAGAAGCUGUUUCCAAACCUCCUGAGGAGCCUGAAACCAAGGAAAGCGAUCUUACCAAAAAAUCACGGAAGGGGACGAAAGUUAAAGGGUUCAUGUAUGAAUGUAACGUAUGUGGUGCUCGGUAUAAGAAAAGGGAUAAUUAUGAAGCCCAUAAGAAAUACUACUGUUCAGAACUGCAGCUCUCAAAGCCACGUUCUUCCAUUUCCCAUACCUCUUCAGAGACUGAGAAAAAUGUCAUGGAUCCUGACACAUGGCCCCAGGUGAUGCAUUACAAGCUAGGGAGCACUUUGGAGCUUACCCCGCUCCGAAAACGGCGAAAAGAGAAGAGCCUAGGUGAUGAUGAGGACCCUCCAGCUUUUGAGCUGUCGGAUACUCCCUCCUCCAGCACUGGGCCAGGGGCUCAGUUUGCAAACCCGGCAUCAUCUGACGUCGCUUUAAACCUAACCCGUGAAUCCAUGAAGUCACCAGCAGACCCGGGGAAAUCCGCACCUUCUGAUGUCAGUGCCAGCUUCCAUUCCAGGAACACCAAACUGGUUUCAAGCACGGAAGGCAAAGAGAGAAGGACAACCUCAAAGGAGAUCUCUGUCAUCCAGCACACGAGCUCCUUUGAGAAGUCCGACUCCAUCGAGCAGGUGAGCGGCUUGGAGGGCGAAGAAAAGCCCACACAACAGUUCCCAUCUCAGCCAACUGCGCAGCACAGCCGACCACAUCACUCCCUGCAGCCCAAGCUGGUGCGACAGCCCAACAUCCAGGUCCCAGAGAUUCUGGUCACGGAGGAGCCUGACAGACCAGAAACGGAGCCAGAACCUCCUCCAAAAGAGCCAGAAAAAACAGAGGAAUUUCAAUGGCCACAGAGAAGCCAAACGCUUUCUCAGCUUCCUGCAGAGAAACUCCCACCAAAAAAGAAGAGGCUGCGACUGGCAGAAAUGGCUCAGUCCUCUGGAGAGUCCAGCUUCGAGUCAGUCUCUCUCACCAGAAGCCCGAGCCAGGAGAGCAGCGUAUCCCAUGGCUCCAGCCAUUCUGUGUCAUUCGAUCGAGAAGAUCACAGUAAGACGGAGCCCAUCAGCCAGCCUCCCGAAUCCCACUCCAAGCCUCCAGGUGUUGGCUCCCACAUGUUGAUGGUCCCAAGCCACCACCACCACCAUUCCAGGGAGAUGCGGAGAUCUGCCUCUGAGCAGACACCCAAUGUGUCCCAUGUUUCCCAGAUGUCGGAGACCCGCAGCAAGUCCUUUGACUACGGGAGCUUGUCCUCCACACCUGCUUCCACUCCUGGCCCCUCCACCUCCUCGGCUCCCCAGGAGAGGAGGAAGUGCUUUCUUGUGAGGCAGGCAUCCCUCACCAGGCAUCCGGAGCAUGAGCCAGACCCAGCUCCAGCCCCAGCAGGCCGACCAGAGGCAGAAGACCCAAUUCCUUCCUCGAGCAAAUCUCCCUCGGCAAGUUUGCCCCAUCAGCCGCCAUCUUCAUCCCCUUUGCCCUCUCACGGUACCUACCCAAGUGAUAAGAGCCAGCCAAAAGACAGCCCCCAGCCUGCAUAUACCCAGCCCUACACAGAAGCCCUACAGGUCUUCCAUCCCAUCCCCCAGCUAACGCUGCACGAAAAGCAGUACCUCUCCCCACAAGUUUCCAUCUUCCCCUACCAGCCCCUCCUGUCCCAGCCGGGGCAGCCUGCAGAACUCUUUGCUGCACACACCAUGUCUGACCUGCUCUCUGCGCAGCUCACCGUGCCCCAGCUUCCCCCUUCCAUCUUCCAGACCCCUCCGCUGCCCCUCCAGCAGACACUGCUGCACCCGGGCCCGCUGCACCUUGCUCCACCACUGAUACCGCACCCCACCGAGGUGCCCUUCAGGCAGCAUCCCUCCUUCCUGCCGGUGCACUACCCCAGCUCAUCACCAAUCUCCUCUGCCUUUUUCCUGCCUAUUCAGUCUCAGUUUGCUCUCCAGCUGCCCGAAGCUGAGGGACAUUUACCACAGCUCAAAUCCAGUUUAUUCCCAGCAGCAGGGACCUCCAGCCUUUCCCCGUGCACAGAAUACAGCUCGGACACUCGGUUGUACCCCCUGACCCGCACGACAAGUCCUUCGGUGCCCGUGUCCACAGCUCAGCUCGUCAUUCCCACGCGGUCCGACCCUGUGGUGUCCCUCGUGGUCCCCGUCCGCAUUCAGACCAACAUGCCGUCCUACGGGAGCGCCAUGUACACCACGCUUUCCCAGAUCCUGGUCACUCAAUCCCAGUGCAGUUCCUCUUCUAUCGUUCUCCCCAAAUUCGAUGAUUGCCAACCCAAGGGCACCCUGGUCUGCAGUGCUGAUGUGCACGGCCUUGGGUUUGAUCUUGCACAGAUGAUCACAGAGGAGCAAAGGAUUUUCCAGAGCCCGUAUCUGAGGGUGCCCUUACCCCUACCGGAGCGAAAGGGCUGCAUGCCGCUCACCUCCCCAGCAGACAGUGUCCUUGGGCUGGAGGGAGGCCCGUCCACCGUUGGUGGAAGCAAGAGGAUGCUCUCUCCAGCGGGCAGUUUGGAGCUGACGAUGGAAACGCAGCAGCAGAAAAGAGUGAAAGAAGAGGAGGUGUCAGAAGCAGAGGGGAAGUUAGAAGUGGUGAAGCCACCCAGUGCAAUAGAGGAAGGGAAAAAGCAGGAUAAAGCUCACUUUCUUACCAAAAGCCAAGGCAGGGUUGAGGUUGAAACACCACCUAGUUUGUCCUUAGAGCAGUCGGAGCUAAAGGAAACCCCGAGUACUUUGCAGCAAGCCGUGUCCCGGUCCAGUUCUCCAAGCUUUGAGGCGCUGGAGGAGUAUCAGCAGCCAGCUGGCAAGCAGCCCCUUGUCAAGGCACCUUUACAAAGCGUGAAGAAAGAAGACUCCAAAGAGCCGGUGGAGCAGCCUCCACCAAGCCCUCCAAGCCCUGCACCUCUGUCUGAGGUCCCUUCAAGUGCAAUGAAGUCUCGAGAAGGUACGGAUAUGAAGAAGGUACUUCAGUUCCCCAGUCUCCACACAACCACUAAUGUCAGUUGGUGCUAUUUAAACUACAUAAAGCCAAAUCACAUCCAGCAAGUCGACCGGCGGUCUUCAGUGUAUGCCAGCUGGUGUAUUAGCUUGUAUAACCCCAACCUUCCGGGUAUAUCCACUAAAGCUGCCCUGUCCCUCCUGAGGUCCAAGCAGAAGGUGAGCAGGGAAACCUACACCAUGGCUACUGCUCCUCGGCCAGAGGCAGGCAGGCUUGUCCCGUCCAGCUCCAGGAAGCCCAAAAUGACAGAGGUUCAUUUGCCUUCGCUCCUUUCUAAUGAAGGUCGAAAAGAUAUAACUAGAGCUGAGAAGGAAGAGGAUAAAAGAGGAAAACCAGAAGAAGAGGCUGUUGUAACCAAAAGAGGGGAGCCAGUCAGGAUCAAGAUCUUUGAAGGAGGGUACAAAUCAAACGAAGAGUAUGUGUAUGUGCGAGGCCGUGGAAGAGGGAAGUAUGUAUGUGAGGAGUGUGGAAUUCGCUGCAAGAAACCCAGCAUGCUGAAGAAACACAUUCGCACGCACACAGACGUCAGGCCAUAUGUCUGCAAGUACUGUAACUUUGCUUUUAAAACCAAAGGGAAUCUGACUAAGCAUAUGAAGUCAAAAGCCCACAGCAAAAAAUGUCAGGAGAUGGGCGUGUUGGUAUCUUCACUGGUGGAUCUGGAAGCCGAAGAAGGAACCAGUGAAGACCUAUUCCAGGACUCUGAGGGGCGGGAGGGAUCCGAGCCUAUUGAGGAACACCAGUUUUCAGACCUAGAGGAAUCUGACGAUGAUGAUGACAAUGAAGAUGAUGAAGACGAGGAGGAAGAGGAGAGCCAAGAUGAACCACCUUUAAAGCUGCCGGAAGCCAAACACCCCGCCCCACUGAUGCACUCUUCAGGUGGCUCUCCAGCUUCUCAAGAGGAAAGCACAGAAGCAGCAUCGUCCUUAGCCCAAGAAACUGCUUCCAGCAGCCAAAAAGUUGGUGAAGGCCAGCAGGGCUCCUCCUGCGGGCUGGAAACCAGGUGGUCAGCAGACAGCAGCGACAUCGCCGUGUGCCACAGCACCCUGAGUCUCCACAGACCGGCUCUGACUUCCACCGAACAAUUGGCUUCCGCUGAAAGAGAGUCUGUCACCAGGCCACCCAUGUCCCUAGCCAUGGAACUGUCAGCCUCAAAAGACACCUCCCCAAGGAAAAGGUGGUCUCCGAGCCAGGACUCCAGCAGAGCUGGCGGCAGCAGCAGACCAAUGCUAGCGAGAAAGCACCUGUUAACCAAAAAUGAAACUUCACCCAAACGGUUUUCACCCACCGGGGAAAUGUCUCCUCUGAGGUGCCUGUCCCCAGGGAGGGGGCUGUCCCCAUGUCCACGUGUCUCUCCCAGGAGGGAGGCAUCCCCGCUGCGGUGCGUGUCGCCGAGGCUCGAGCUGUCGCCCAGCAGGCAUCUGUCCCCCAGGAGAGAGCUGUCCUCUAGAGCGUACCUUCCUCCAGAGGGAGAGGCCUCAUCUCCCAGCAGAGAGAUGCCAUCAGGCAGGUAUUUAUCGCUGAAGAAAACCUUGGUCCCGAGCUGCUCGGAGGCACCCAGGUACUCAUCCCCUGGCAAGGAAGAGGCGCCUGGGACGAGCAGAUCAGCAGCAGAUGACAAAAUUCAAAGCUCAUAUCAAGCCCAGCAUGGAGUAUUAUCUUCGAUGCCUCUACCUCACAGGUUCUUUGGCAAAAAUGUACAGCUCUAUGAAUCCAAGCUGAAGAUAGAGCCCAGGAGCCCACCACACUCACCCGGCACCACGCAGCCCAUCUGCUUCAGACCUUUGCAGGCACCUCACGAAAUUCACGCCCACAGCCGAGGAGAAGAGAAUGUCUUCAGCCACCUCCCACUGCACUCACAGCAGCUCUCAAGGACCCCAUACCCCAUGAUUCCCAUUGGGGGCAUCCAGAUGGUCCAGGCCAGGCCAAGCGCCCAUCCCAGCCUGGUGCCCAGCUCCAUAAUGUCCCUGCCAGGGGGACACUUUUCACCUGGUGGCAGUAGCUUUGAGGAGCCAUGGGUGCCACGGGAACCUUCAUCUGCAUCAGUUUCCCCGGUGGCAAAAGUUUCCAAAUACGCGCUGUUCCCAGAGCCUACAAGCAGCGAGUGCUUGGAGGAGAAAAUGAGGACUAGUGAGCUUAAGCAAAAGCCAGACCUGGAGGAAUACAGGGUAAAAGUGUUUGCUGAGCCCAGCCCUGCGGAGCAACCGGGCCGCUCGGCAUCCCCAGCCAACCCCAGCACCACCCGCCAGCCCUCUCCAAAGCCUUCGACGAGCGGGGACGACCCCUUGACUAACCCGGGAGAGAAGCAAUGUGGCAGCUCGAGCAGCCCUUUGGAAUCACCACACUGCACUUUCACCUCCGAGCUCCCAUCUCCGCCGCCGCCCCGCAGCCCACAGCCCUCCGGAGAGCCCCGCAGAGCCCCCAGGAGUCCCCACGCAGAGCCCGCAGGCGUAGGUCACGCUCAGACAGAGGCGGACGACAGCACGGGCAGUGCUUAAGCCCCCGCCAUCUGUUCCACCUUUAGGCUUCCUAUGUAAAAUCAACAGACAUUUUCAACACUAUUUCCUUUAGUAUAAUCAUCGCUAUACGAAGCACUCUAGUGAAUGACCAAACCCAUGGAAGUUUCCUGGUUUUCUUUGUCCCGGUCUGGUAUUAUCUCCACAUGUAUGCAGUUACUUGUGCCUUUUUCUAUACCUUUUGUUGCUUGAAAUGUACAAAAAUGUUUGAGGCUGUGAAUAUUUUUUUAGAGUUUUUUGGAAAGGGGUUUGUUAGACCUUGUCUUUUUUGCCAUUGAGGUGUGCGUUCUUAUGGGCCUGAGAGAUGCAGAAGGGAAAGGGUUAAGUAUUUUAAGAGGAAGAAGAUGCACUGAAAACAAAAACAAAAAGAAAAGAAAAACUUCUUUUUUUAAAUAUUGAUUCAAUGAUUAAAAAGAAAACCAAACCCUCACUCCUGUGUACAGAAGUUUAUGAUUCGUAUUUAUUACAUGCUUUAUUUAAUUCUCGCAAAGUGCUUGUUGGUUUUUUUUCCUUGCAUCCCUCUGAUUGCCUAUGGUUGUGCUUUAAACACUUGAGACUGCUUUACAUUUGAGAAACGUGUUUACCCUGAACUUGUAAAUGAAGCUAGCACUUCCUCAAGGAGGGGGAGGCUGUUCGCAGCGAGAGAAAUUGUCGCUCCGAGAGAAAAGCUCAUCGGGAACAUCUCUCCCUCCUGCAGAACAUCAAAGCACUUUUUUUUUUUAAUUCAAAAAAAAAAAAAAAAAAAAAAAAAAAAAAAAAAAAAGAAAAAAAAAAAAGAAAAAAAGGGACACACGAAAAGAUAUAAAUUCUUCUUCAAAGAUUUACCUGCAAGAAGGUAGGAAUGUAUGGCAUGGAGCCCAGUGCUGGGCUUCGUCCCUCCGUCCCCAUCGCCGCGCCGGGCCCGGAGCCCUGUCCAUGGUCCUGGAGCCCUUCAACCCCUGCCUCUAAGGGAGGCUCUCACCCUGCUGCCAUUUCUCCUCCCUGGUUUUUAGGUGGUGGUUGAGCUGCUCCGUCCCAUCCCGUGGGUUUGCUCCUUGAGCUUUAGAUCCCUAAAGCUCCCUGGAGGAGUCUGUGCUCUGCUCGGUGACUCAGUGCUGUGUUUUCUUUGUAUUUAUUUAUUUCAGCAGAACAUGGCCGUGUCGCCCUCAUUGAGCAGACGGGCCCUUUUGGGUGUUUUGGAAGGAAAAGUUACAGCGCUGAGUGCUUUGCAGUCAGCGUGUUCUGCACAUACGGUGACUUUUCCAAGAGCAGACUUUCCCCUCUGAGCUCCCGUAGCAGAGCAUUGGCCCCGCUGCCCUCAGAUACCAAAUACAGAGAUCAACGGAGUUGCUCCGUCCUUUGUGCUUUGAACCAUGGCCGUUGGGUAUGUGGCUGCCCCAGUGGACAGCAGAGGGGUAUCAGAAGGUUUUCUGAUCUAUGAAAUCUGUACAGACCCCCCCCCCCCCUUUUUUUUUUUUUUUUUUUUAAUUUUGACAGCAACAAGAAAAAAAAAAAGAGAGAGAAAGAGAAGAUGAUAUAAAUAUUUAACCAGUGGUUCAGUUCUAUCUUCUUUCAGAGCUGUUCCAGUUUAUCGGGUACGUAAUACACUUUUUAAAAAAAUUAAUAAAAAAAAAAAAAAAAAAAAAAGAAAUAAGAGAAAAAAAUGAUUGAGAACAUAUUUCCUUGCCAGACUUGAUGAGCUAUGAACUGUUCCCGUUUCACGGGCAAAUAUUAUAGAUUUUUUUAAUGAUCUGUGACUUUUUUUUUUUUUAAUUUUAAUUUUUAUUUUUCACUUUUCUUGUAAAGGGAGUUAAGUACAAAAGAAGAUAUCAUGGAAAUAGCAUUAAGGCUGUGACACUGACCAAAACAAUGUCUGGAAAGAACCCAUGUCUACCUUAAUCAGCACUUUUAUUGAGUUCCCCUUCCAUCCCCUUGGCUCCAAGCCUGAUCCUUCCAUACUCACUCAAGUCCCAUGGCAGAGGCCAAGGCUACAAACCCAUUUCAGCCCAGUGCCUCUGCUCAAUGGAACUUUAGGCACCAGCUUCAAUCCCUCCUGCCCAUUAGAACAACACUGAAGUGUGAUGAUUCCCCUCUCUGCAUCCAUGACCCUAACCCUGACCCUAACCCUACCCCAAAUUCAGCACUGGGUUCAGAUUUCCUGGCUUUUGCCACCUUUUUCUGCCUUGUCACACUCUUAACAUUAUUCCAAGGUAGCUUUUUGUAUUUAAUUUUUUUAAAAUAUAUAUAUACAUAUAUAUAUAUAUAUAUAGCAACUGUACAUAAAGAAAAACAAUGCAGCAGUUGUGCACUCAGCAUCCUGGUUUCGUUUGGUGCAUUUGACAUGAGCUUUGGGCUAGAUCAAAUUUGCUCAGCUUUCUGUAAUUGUAUUUUAAUCCUUGACCUGUUGGCACUUGGCAAGGCUGUGGGUUUUUUCUUCCUUCCGUCAUUCUGAACAGAAGAAAAAGAAAAACAGAACAAAACCUAACAAAAUCCAGAAACCCCUCAGCGCAUUGUUGUUGUUGUUGUAUUAUUAUUAUUUCUUUUAUGAUGAUGACUUUUUUAAAGCUUUUCCAGAAGCUCCAGAUGAGUUCUGCAUCCCAGCUGCCUUUGGCUCAAAACCAGGGUGAGGAGGUGCAGGGGCUGUGCAGCAGCGAUGCUCCAUGGGUUGUGCCCUGCAGCCACAGAGCGGGUGCAUGUGGGGACAGCCAAAAACUCAGGGGCAAGGUGAACAAUCUCAGCCUGGUCCUGCUGCCCAGCGGGCACGAUGGGGAGGCUCUGGCUGGGGUGACAUGGUGCUUCACGCGAUACCUAACAGGCGCAAUAUGGCCUAUUCUAGGCAAAAAGAAUAAUAAUAAUAAUAAUAAUAAUAAUAAUAAAAAAUUUAAAAAAUUGAUAUUUAAGGGCUACUAAUCCCGCUGACAGCUCAGAGCUCUGCGGGAAGGGCACCAGCAUCUCCGCCUGUGGGCAGGGCAGCAUCCCAGAGCUGCCCCAUCACAAUGGGGGGACUCUGAGCGCUCUGGGUGCCCCCAGUGCUCUCACCCAUGUGUGUUGGCACUGCACUGCACCUUAUUGCAGGUCUGGAGCCCCCCGUUCCUGCUAUUUCAUACCUGGAGCACCUGCUGUCCCUGCUGGCUGUUUCCUACCGCUGGCUUCUUGCUGGGUGAAAGCUUUUCGCACGCCACAGUUAUUCACCUCUCUUUGGGUGUCCACUCUGUCUGCAAAGUGACGAGAAAUUCAGAUUUGCUUUCCGAUGGGUGAGUUGGUUUCUGUGCAGGCACUUUGCAGAGGCAGGGAGCAGCACUAUUUCUAAGAGAAUGUAUUAGUCACGCAAGUAGGCAAAUGAAAAACCAAAGCUCAACCCUUGCUUUUCAUCAGCAGGUGGAAAUAAGCCCUCCUGCUUUCCAUCUGACAGAGCUCCUUAGUGCACAGCCAGCUGUCCCCAUGGCCCUGAGUGCGUCGCUCCAUGGCAAACAGUUGUUCUCACAUCCAAAAAAUGAUUUUGCAAGAUCUUGUCCCAUAGCCUUAAGUAACUUCUUGAGGCCAUUUUGUUGAGUAUCUAGAGUAACAGAGCACUCCUACAUGGGCUUGUGCUGAAGCACUCCACAAAUUCCCAUCACAUCCUUUUGCUCGGAGUUCAGCCUGAGUUCCAUUGCUUCUGUCAAGGUCAGAGUGAUUUGCUGGACUUCCCCCCCCACAAAUGGCCCCAUCUUUGGAGGCAGCUCUCUGCCACCUCUGAUUACUCACAAGUUGUUGGCUGGGCAUCCAGGGACUGAAGCAAGAAACCCUUUUGUUUGUGAUGGUGUGGCCAUGACAAGGCUGGGGAAAGCAUUUCAACACUUUCUUCUUAAGGGUGUCCAUGAGGUCUCACUGCUGGUGGUGACAAAUGCACCUUCUGUCCCCAUCUCUGUGUUCAUUGGGCUCCAUCGGUUGGGUUUGCCUGAAGCCAGCACUCACUUCUACCUGGUUUUUGUUUCCAGCCCACAAAAACAACACCUGAACAAGCAAUAUACUUGGUGGCGUGGAAAUCAUUAUAGUUAUUCCAUGCUAAAUCCUAAAGAAUUUGAUCUAGCCCCAUUCUGUGUUCUUGGAGUAUCCCUGGUUACGUGGGUUCAUUAUGUGCUUCUCUUUUUUUCUUUCUUUCCCCCCCGUAUUUCCAUCUGUUGCACAGUAUUUACAAAUAAAACCAUAUUGUAAAUUAUUUACAGAAAAAAAAAAAAGAAAAAAAAUUAAAAAUAAAUCAGUCCUGAUGGCAUAAAGACCAAUCUGUUUUCAUUACUGAGAUAUGAUGGCACUUACGAUCACUUUAGUAAAUGUAAUGUAAAAAUAAUAAUAAUAAUAAUAAUAAUAAUGUGUACUCAAAUUUAAUAUACAUGGUCUCAUGUAAGAUAAAUAUUUGCCUUUUUUUCUAAAAGGUGUAUGUAUUCUGUAAGUGGAAUAGUCUGUAGAAAGUUUCUAUAUGUUCUUAAAAUGGCAAUACAUUCCAAAAAGGUACUGUAAAUAUGUACAGCGUACAAUGUAAUUUGGUAGUUUUGCCUGUAAGUUUAUUUUAACUCCAGUUUCUACACUUGCAUCUUGCAACGUCUGUAUGGUUAUAUCAGUGCAAAAAAAAGAAAAACAAAAAAAAAAAAAACAACAAAA
Lagopus muta (rock ptarmigan) is the source of this 13305-nucleotide messenger RNA. RefSeq names its product HIVEP zinc finger 3 (gene HIVEP3). Lineage: Eukaryota; Metazoa; Chordata; Aves; Galliformes; Phasianidae. The record is from RefSeq and is a predicted model, not a curated record. Gene Ontology annotation, biological process: regulation of transcription by RNA polymerase II. Gene Ontology annotation, cellular component: nucleus. The transcript has 10 exons. Gene Ontology annotation, molecular function: zinc ion binding; RNA polymerase II cis-regulatory region sequence-specific DNA binding; DNA-binding transcription factor activity, RNA polymerase II-specific. Bases 1306 to 8670 code for a protein of 2454 amino acids.